Molecule: messenger RNA, 486 nt
Organism: Striga asiatica
Lineage: Eukaryota; Viridiplantae; Streptophyta; Magnoliopsida; Lamiales; Orobanchaceae
Source: the annotation of a GenBank genome assembly
AUGGCCCUAGUUCCGAGCUUCUUCACCGGCCGUCGGACCAACAUCUUCGACCCGUUCUCCCUCGAUCUGUGGGACCCGCUUGAGGGCUUCACCUUCCCGACCGCCGCCUCCUCCUCCUCCACCACCGGCCGGGAGACAUCCGCCCUGGCCCACACGCGCGUGGACUGGAAGGAGACGGCGGACGCCCACGUGUUCAAGGCAGAUCUGCCGGGGCUGAAGAAGGAGGAGGUGAGGGUGGAGGUGGAGGAAGGCGGCCGGGUGCUGGCCAUCAGCGGCGAGCGGACCAAGGAGCAGGAGGAGAGGGCGGACACGUGGCACCGCCUCGAGAGGAGCACCGGAAAGUUCCUCCGCCGAUUCAGGCUGCCGGAGAACGCCAGGAUGGACCAGGUGAGGGCCACCAUGGAGAACGGCGUGCUCACCGUCGUGGUUCCCAAGGAGGACGGGGAGAAGAAGCCCGACGUAAAAGCCAUCGAUAUCUCGGGCUGA